Messenger RNA from Limulus polyphemus (Atlantic horseshoe crab), 1281 nucleotides. Its product is annotated as transcription factor HES-4-A-like. Lineage: Eukaryota; Metazoa; Arthropoda; Merostomata; Xiphosura; Limulidae. The transcript is spliced from 3 exons. Gene Ontology annotation, cellular component: nucleus. Gene Ontology annotation, molecular function: protein dimerization activity; RNA polymerase II cis-regulatory region sequence-specific DNA binding; DNA-binding transcription factor activity, RNA polymerase II-specific. Bases 213 to 1016 code for a protein of 267 amino acids. Gene Ontology annotation, biological process: anterior/posterior pattern specification; regulation of transcription by RNA polymerase II; regulation of neurogenesis. The record is from RefSeq and is a predicted model, not a curated record.
AUUGACCCCGGCUAGUAAUAAAACCUAGAUUCCUUGGCACUGUCGUAUAGUUUCUUAUGCCACGUGCUCACGUCUAGUUGGGCACGUUCUUGUACUCGAUUGCUACAUACCGUCAGAUUUUCUUUGGCUGCGAGCCAACUAGCUACUGUGGGUUACUUUAGUGAACUUAUAUAUAUAUAGUUCAACAAAACUUAACUAUUUUCAGAAUUACAAUGAAGACGAUGCCUUCAGAAAAAUCACCAAUGAAAACUAUUGAUAAUCGUAGAAGCACCAAACCAAUUAUGGAAAGGAAGAGACGUGAGCGUAUCAAUAACAGCCUUGGAGAACUGAAAAAUUUAGUUCUAGACUCUCUAAAAAAAGAUAACUCUCGUCACUCGAAGUUGGAAAAGGCAGAUAUUUUGGAGAUGACUGUUAAACAUCUACAAAACAUGCAACUGAAACAACUGGAAAUACGUGCUACUUCAUCCUUGGCAAACUUCCGAGCUGGCUUUAACGAGUGUGCACGUGAGGUCAGUCGUUUCCUGGGUACAGUGGACGGAGUUGACCCCUCUUUGCAACAUCAUCUCUUGAACCACCUAACUGACCGUGUAUCUGGCUUGAAUGAGACUUGCUCCUCUAGUAACAGUUACAAUCUAUCAUCUACAAACUCCACCACUUCUGCAACUAUGAGCAGUAACAACAACAGUAACUUCGUAAUGAGUGAUAUACGGCUUGUCCCAACUUGUCUUCCUACCGGAGAAAUUGCAUUCCUUCUCCCGGGAGACAGCUUGAACUACCAGUCACACCAGACCCUACUGCACAAAUACUCUCCAACCGCUAUCUCUGUCACGUCCAGUCCAGUGACUGUUUUGGGGUCAUCAGGUAUUUUAAGCCCUGCUGCAAGUGAUCGGUCAGAGUCUAGUCCUAGUCCAGUAACCUAUUCUUCCGACAAGACCAAAACGAUGACACUGUUUGAACCCGUUCCUUCCUUCCACUUAGAUAAACCGAAGUCUGAGAGUGUGUGGAGGCCAUGGUAAUAUGGAUUCCCGUCCAAGAAAUGAAAUAAUAAGUGGAUUAAUACGUCAUGUUAGUCAGUGCUAUGUAAAUGAUACAAUAAGGUGAUAUUCAGACUAAAUUCUUGCCUUUCUCUUCAGAUACGACAAAUGACUGUGAUAAAUGUCUUUUUUGUUAAAAAGUGUACAUCGAAAACCCGGUGCUACGUUAUUUAUUUUUCCAUUAAGUUUGUAUAUUUUGUACAGCAUCAGUCAUUUCUCAUAAACUUGGAACAAUUAGUACCUGAAA